AUGUGGUUCCCAUUGACACUAGCGAUCAUUCUGGCCGUACAUGGAUACAGAAAGGGCUCGCUGAGCGCUUCAGGGGCGCUGGCCGCAUUCGUCUUUGGCUUCGCUACCAUGCACAAUCCCUCAGCCGCUGUGAGUAAGCAGCGCGUACAUUCCUCGACUCACAGUCUUGACACAACAAAAUUUCCUUUCUAAACCCUUCUAAAUCGCCUCUGAUGUUGAUAACAGUUUGGGAUCAUGCUCAUCGUCUUUUACUUGACUGGCUCACGCGCUACAAAGGUCAAAGCUGAUAUCAAGUCCACUUUAGAGCUGGAGGCCAAACAUGGCUCGUCGUCUCCCUCACCACAAUCAGCAAAGCACAAAUCAGCGAUAGGAGGUCAGAGGGAUUCAUGGCAAGUCAUUUGCAACGCUCUGAAUGGCACGAUUGGCGCUCUGCUCUUUGCACAUCUCCACUCCAGCGCGCGAGCCUACAGCAUUGCACCACACUGGAUAAACAACCUGAUUGGCGUCACUUCAGAGCCUUCCUUUUGCUUGCUGGAUUCUCGCAAGUCCAGCUCCGCACUUCUCGAAGAUCCACGCACUUGGAUCUUGUUCUCCCUCGGGCAUUUCUCCGCGAGUUGCAUCUGCCGUCCGAUCAUGUGCGAGAUCGAAGCUGACUCGGUCUUACCAUCCUGAAUUCUCGAAUGACGCGCAGUGCUGCAUGGGCGAUACUUUGGCGUCAGAGGUCAGACCCUAGAAGUGAAAGCUCGAACUGCAGAUAAAACGAGCUGCUGAACCGCUCGAAUACCCCUUCGAUUUGGCACACAGCUGGGCAUCCUGGCCAAAGGGCAGCCACGACUGGUGACGACGUGGAAGCAGGUCCGUCAGAGGAAUUGCAAGCAGGCUCGAGUAAGGAUGAGCUACUAAUUGAUGUCUCGCCCCUUGCAUACCCACAGGUGCCUCGCGGCACAAAUGGGGGUGUAUCGGCGCUAGGCACUCUCGUAUCUUUACUCGGCGGAGCACUUAUUGGAGUUGUUUGCAUCGCGAGCCUAUACUUCCUACCACCGAGCCAGACCGGCGACUCGCUCUGCUCUCCGAGCGUUUCGUCAGCUGUGAUCUACUUGAGCGUGGGCGCGCUUUCGGGGCUCGGAGGAUCGAUGGUGAGAAGUGGCUUUUCGCCUCUUUGCUCUCAAGAGAAUGACAUCUCCUCACAAUCAACUUCGGCUCCUUCGAACUUUGCUUGCCAUUGCAGGUGGACUCGCUACUAGGCGCCACUGUGCAGAAGUCAUGGUAUAACCGCGAGCUUGGCAAAAUUCUCAUUGGUAGACGGCCUUCCAGCUCGACAGAGGGUCAAUGGCAAGUCAUCACUGGUCAUGAUAUGCUUUCUAACAGUGCUGUGAGUCACCGCACAGCGUCGCUGAAGGAUAAGCGUGCUGGUUCGCGAAUCUCAUCACCUCUGUGCGCGCUCGCUCAUCUUGUCCUGCAGGUCAAUUUUAUAUCCAGCGCUGUGACUGCCUGUGCGGCAGCUGGACUGGGCAGUCUCCUAUUCUGA
Molecule: messenger RNA, 1528 nt
Organism: Ceraceosorus bombacis
Lineage: Eukaryota; Fungi; Basidiomycota; Exobasidiomycetes; Ceraceosorales; Ceraceosoraceae
Source: the annotation of a GenBank genome assembly